Messenger RNA from Halichondria panicea, 999 nucleotides. RefSeq lists its product as uncharacterized. The record is from RefSeq and is a predicted model, not a curated record. Lineage: Eukaryota; Metazoa; Porifera; Demospongiae; Suberitida; Halichondriidae. The transcript is spliced from 5 exons. The coding region runs from base 158 to 820 and encodes 220 amino acids.
CCACAAUUUUCAAUACAUAAUCAUUGCUAUGGUUAAGUGUCUGCAUCAACUGGCAGAUAUAAAAAGGAUGAACGCAGUUUUCAGUAUCAAAACUGGUUGUCAGAUUAGUAAACUAUACAUAAUAGCAGAAAGACACAGCAGAGAUUGAACAUCAGACAUGACGAGCGAGAAUGCUGAGGUGUACCCAGGCAAUGCUGCCUACCCUAAUCCAACAUUUCCCCCAAACCAGCCACCCCAACCCGCUUACCCUGGCUACCCACCAACUGCCCCUGGAAUGACUGCCUACGACCCCACGAAACAGCCAAUGGGACCAGGAGUACCUGCAGGUGCAAAUCCACCACCAUACCAACCACCUGCAUACCCUUCUCAACAGCAACAACCAAUGUUUGCUGCACCUCAACCAAUGGCCCAGCAACAAAGCAGCAACAAUGUGGUGGUAGUGAGUUCUCAGCCCACUACAGUGCCUACCACAGUGCAUGUGACAAGAAAUGAUCAAUCAGCUUUCAUCUUUGCCAUUGUGGUCACGCUUAUCUUGUUCUUCUGUGGCUGCUGGUGGUCCUUUGCCUGCACAAUACCUGCUAUGGUGCUCGGCAGCAUGGCAUCCUCUGCAGGGAGUAGAGGGGACGCUGAUACUGAAGGCAAGUACAAAAAGAUCUCUAUCAUACUCACAGUGGUAGCUAUCGUGACUCAAGUGGUGGGAUUUAUUAUUGUGGUUGGUACGGUAGUAGGGGUCGUCACUUCAGGUGCUCGUGCAAUUGUUUCAACAACAUCACGCUGCACCUCAUUUUCUUAUUCGUCAAGCUGCUUCUAUGGUGGCUGAUCUGACUUCACAGUAAUAUAAAACACUGGACGGACUGAAACAUUGAACCUUAUAUAGAAUGUAUUAUAUAACUAUGAGUGUAGACAUAAUUAUCAUUUUCAGUUUCACGUAUGCAUGCAGUUCAUGAGUAUAUACAGUACAGUUGAAAGUAAAAAAAAACUUAUCAUGUUUGGUACUAA